GGAUCGAGGUUGCUCUCUACACCUCCUGAGAGGUUUUAAAAGCAAGACAGAUCAAAUCACGUGACAUACUGGAGAUAAUACAUUUCUCCAUCAAUGAAUUACCUCUGCACAUAAAUUCAAAAUGUCUGCCAGAUUUUAAGCACAAGGAAAAAAGAUUGCUCACGUAAAAUAACGUUCUAGAAAGAUGACGGAAGUAAUGGAAGGCCCAGAAGCUGCUUAUGCACAGUCUGAUUUGUAUGCUGAUGUCAUGACUGGUGACACUGUAUCUCAACCAGAUGGUCAGUUUGGUCAAAACCAGCCUGCUGGAAAUUCCAAACCAUUGGUAAUGGAAUACAAAUCAUACACAACAAUACAUCCGAAAUCUGUUGAACAGCAAGAAAAAGAAUCGAAAAUAGCUGCUCACGUAGACCGUCAACCAAAAGGAAAACAACUUUAUGUUGGUGGACUCACUUGGUGGACAAAUGAUGAAGAAGUAGCUAAGGCUAUCCAGGCAUGUGGUGUGCAAGAUCUGAUCACUAUAAAGUUUUUUGAGAACAGGAUUAAUGGACAGUCAAAAGGAUUUGCUUUAGUUGAAGUUGGUUCUGAAGAAUCACAAAGACUGUGUAUGGAGAGACUUUCGUCCCAAGUAAUCCAUCACCAAAAACCCAUCGUGACGUAUGUCAACAAACAGUCCUUAAGUAUGUUUGAAAGUCAAGCUAGGAAAGAUAUACCUGGCCUGGCUGGUUCUGAUAAGCGUGGAGGAGACGAUCGAAAGCCCAAGCCUAACUAUACGCCACACAACAAUGGUCCACAAAUUAUCACUGGACUGCCCCCACCAGGUGCAAAUGUUGUCAGUGCGCCUAUGCUGGAUCCAAGUAUGAUGCAUCAACACGCUCUACCUAUACCGCACGCUGGUUUUCCUCCGGGAAGCAUUGUGGUUGAUGCUAUGGGAAACAUUAUUCAAGGUGGUAUUAAUAUGCCUGGUAUUAUGCCUGGCGGUAUGCCACCAGCAUCAGUAGGGGGACCCAUGCAUGGAUUACCGCCGAGACCAGGAGUUGCGCCGCACAUUAACCCGGCCUUUAUACCACACGAUGGGGCCCCUAUUGAUCCAAUGACAGGCGCACCUUUGCAAACAGCUGGUUUAAACGAUCAAGAUAUGGAGUCAAUGAGAAGAAAUCAGGCGGUUGCUAGCACAGCCAUUCAGAGAGCUAUGACAGAUGCUAAUGCUGGAGAAUUUGAGAGUGGUAUUGAAACUUUAGUGACUGCUAUUUCGUUGAUUAAACAAUCGACCACAGCCAAUACCGAACCUGCGCAAGUGUUGGUGCAAUCGCUUCAAGAUUGUCUGCAAGGUUUAGAAGGUCAACUUGUUCAAAAGGGUUCCGGUCAUCGUUCUGGAAGAUACAACGAUGACUAUCGCGACCAUGACAGAAGAAGGCGAAGAGAUCGAUCACGUUCACGCUCAAGAAGUCGUGAUCGGAACAGAAGAUCGUAUUCGCCUCAUAGAUCCAGAUCUCGUGAGAGAAGACGACGAUAAACGGUAUUUUAAAUACGUAAGAUUUUCACGUAAAAAGAAAAACGGUUUUUAUUGACGCGAAUUACAUUUUAAAAGAACUUUAGUGAAUCUUCUAACGAACGAGAAUUGUAGCCAUCAGUAUGAAGCAAAAAAGUGACAAUGUAUGAACAGAUCUGCUUGUAAAGAUAUUUCUGUAGAUUUAAAACCUUUGUAUCUAAA
This is a messenger RNA of Hydractinia symbiolongicarpus, 1711 nucleotides long. RefSeq names its product cleavage and polyadenylation specificity factor subunit 6-like. Gene Ontology annotation, biological process: mRNA alternative polyadenylation. Gene Ontology annotation, molecular function: mRNA binding. The record is from RefSeq and is a predicted model, not a curated record. Gene Ontology annotation, cellular component: mRNA cleavage and polyadenylation specificity factor complex. Bases 185 to 1513 code for a protein of 442 amino acids. NCBI's taxonomy places the organism in Eukaryota, Metazoa, Cnidaria, Hydrozoa, Anthoathecata, Hydractiniidae. The transcript is spliced from 8 exons.